This is a messenger RNA of Humulus lupulus (European hop), 1410 nucleotides long. RefSeq lists its product as uncharacterized. The record is from RefSeq and is a predicted model, not a curated record. Bases 1 to 1410 code for a protein of 469 amino acids. The transcript has a single exon. Lineage: Eukaryota; Viridiplantae; Streptophyta; Magnoliopsida; Rosales; Cannabaceae.
AUGAAUUCUCUACUGGAAAAUGUUACAAGUGACCUAAACAACUGUAGGUCUGAGUUAGCAAGUAGAGAUGCAACGAUAAAAGCACUGAGAAUGGAGUUGGAACAGACCCAAGGAGAUUUUCUUACAAAUUUCAAGGCUAAAGAAGCUGAAUGGAGGUACCAUUUGGAAAUGAUGACAGGAGAUCUCAACAAGUGUAGGUCUCAGCUAGAUAGUAAAGAUCCAAGACUGAAGAAACUACGAAUGGACUUGGAAGAGUGUCGCUGUAUAAGCUUGCAGCAGAAUGAGGAGAUUUCUAUGAUGUUAUUGGUGUUAAAAGACGUUAUCUCUGAGGCGCAAAUGAAGUUUGCAGAUGAAAAGGCUCAAAUAGACCAGACUGAAAAAGAGAAUGAACGGAAUAUUUCCCUAUUGAUGCAGCAGCUGGAGACGAAGAAUGCUACCAUUGAGAGAUUACAGAAAGAUAUUGAGAAGGAGCAUGAGAAUGUUGCAUCUUUGUUGAGAAGAGGUGAGACAUUGGAUGCCAUUGGUCAGCAGCAGCUUUUAAUGCAUAAAGAUCUUGAGCAGUAUGAGGAAAUGAUCGUGGAAUCAUUUGUGUGUGAGAUCUUCUUAAGAGAACAAAUUUUGCAAAUGGAAAGUGUUUUGAAAAAGAAACUGAGGGAAUUAUGCAUCGAACUAGACAUAACACACACUGAGCUAGCUGAGAAAAUCUGUGAAGGGAAUGAAAUUGAAUUUGAACUAUACAUAUGGAGAUCAGUUGCCAAAGGCUUAUUGGUUUAUCUUGAAGAAAACUAUGAAAUGCGUAAAGAGUUAGAAGCUUCUCUUCUUUCACAAGUAGAUGUUGGGGAAAUCACCAAGCAAGAAAAACAGCAUCUUCAGUGUAUGCUGGAACAGAAAGAUGAUAGAAUAUAUAAACUCCAGCACAAGGUGGAGUUACUAGAGCAGAAUCUCAAAACAAGAGAAGCUGCUGCUAACUCAGCUGAGAUGAAAACAGCCAUGUCCUUGGAGUCAGAGAAAGCUAGCUUUCUCCAAAUGAUAAGAGAGAAGGAUAAGAUCCUAGAGCAGCUCCAGAAAGAAGUUGAAUGGCUGGAGCAAGAAUCAUUGAGAAGAGAACUUGAGGAAGUUUUGCUCUCAAGAAUUGUAGCAGAAAGAACAAUUGAGCAUGAAAAAGAGCUUAUGGAACAGAAGAACCAGAGAAUAAAUGAGUUGAUGCAGCUUGUGGGAUCAUUUGAAGAUAAAUUUAGUAACUCGUUAAUUUCUUUCUCUUCAGAGCUCGCCAAGAAACAGGCAGAGAUUAAUCUGACACAUAAAGCGUGGGAGAAAAUAACUGCUGCCCAGAUUAUGGCUGCACUAGAAAUUGAAGAGAAGAAGCUUAUGAUUGCUGAACUUGAGGAUGACAUCCAUAAUGUAAAGUAG